Messenger RNA from Spirometra erinaceieuropaei, 954 nucleotides. Lineage: Eukaryota; Metazoa; Platyhelminthes; Cestoda; Diphyllobothriidea; Diphyllobothriidae. The record is from the annotation of a GenBank genome assembly.
AUGCCCGAUCUACAGUUCACGAUGGAAGAGGAAGUCGAGGACAAACUUCCAUUCUUGGAUGUUCUCGUCUGCCGCCAACCAAAUGGCGAACUAGCGACGUCGGUCUACAGAAAACCGACGAACACGCUGCAAACUCUCAGCUACAACAGCAACCACCCGCCACAACACAAACGAAGCUGUGUCCGCACGCUGUACCGACGGGUAGAAACUCAUUGCAGCACGCCAGCCGCCAAACUGAAUGAGAUAAAGCUCCUCCGAGAACUUUUCAGAGCCAAUGGCUAUCCACGGGCAUUCAUUGAACGAAGCCGGAGGCAGCCAAAGAAACGGAACGAGGAGCACAGUCAGCCAAACUCGUGGCGGAGCAUUCCGUACAUUAAAGGGGUCUCCGAAGUCGUGGCUCGAUCACUCGCGCCACUCGGAAUAGGUGUUGCCCACAGGCCUGACGCAACAAUCCGCCGGCAAGUGAUGCGGCCGAAAGAUCCGAUCCCUAAGCAGGAGAUGUCGGCCGUUGUCUACCGACUCCAAUGCAGCUGCGGAAGUUGCGACUACGUUGGGGAAACCGGCCGACGGCUGCAAACGCGAACGCACGAGCAUAAGUUGGCUGUGCGAAGGUUGGACCCAAAGUCGGAGGUAGCAACCCAUGCCGCGCAAAUGGGACACAUCUUCAACUUUGACGCCGUUGAGAUUGUGGGCCGGGGCGGCGAUCACACAGCAAGGCAAGUGCAAGAAGCCUGGAUGUCCACCGACCGCUCUGUCAACCGCCACAUCAAUUUGCCUCCCCCUUAUCUGACUUUACGAACCUUCUUAGCGGGGGACAGUCACGGCGCGGGACAAUCGGGGCCGUCAGUCAUCACCGCGGCCGACGGGGGCGAUUUGGGUCGCGGUGACAUGCGGGUUGGAUGCAGCCACACAGGCGGCAUUGGCGGAUCACGCAUUGGACAAAGGGCGCCAUAA